Messenger RNA from Anoplophora glabripennis (Asian longhorned beetle), 3629 nucleotides. RefSeq names its product interaptin. Gene Ontology annotation, cellular component: endoplasmic reticulum membrane. NCBI's taxonomy places the organism in Eukaryota, Metazoa, Arthropoda, Insecta, Coleoptera, Cerambycidae. The transcript is spliced from 18 exons. Bases 153 to 2888 code for a protein of 911 amino acids. The record is from RefSeq and is a predicted model, not a curated record.
AAAAAUUUUGUCUGAAGAAGGUGGUGGUGGUUAACCCAUUUCAUCAUUUGUGCGUUGUGUCGUCCUUUUGCUGUACUUUUAAACUAUUUAUAUCUAUUGUGUUUACAUACGAAACAAUUUUGUAUCAUUUUCUUGUUAUUGCUAACUGAAUAAUGGAUGUAUCGACUCCCUUAAUAUUCAUUGCAUUAUUUCUUCUUGCAUUUUGUUCAUUAUUUCUUGUUUAUAAAUUUGGGAUAAAGGAGAAGAGUUACGAGGAAGCCUUAGCUGAGCAGAGACAAACAACAAAUGCCUUACUUGGGGUGAAACCAAAGCCAAAAGAAAAGAAAAACAAAAAGGCAGCUAAAAAGUUAAAAGAAAAAACAAACCCUCCAGGAAAUGAAACUGAUGAAUCUGAAAAUAUUGAAAAUCCUAAUGUGGACAAUUCCCCUCCCAAUAAACCUCAUGUAGAGUUUAAAGAAGAACCAGAGGAAGUUCCAAUAAAAGAAGUUGUUCAAAUUAAGCCCAAACGUGUGAAAAAAGUGAGACCUAUUUUGGUAAAAAGGGAUAAAUCACCUGAAAAAGUUAUUUUAGAUGUAGUAGACACUCCCAUUGUUAAUCACUUUGAGGAAAAUCCUCCUAAAGAUGACUUUGAACUUUUAAGAUCCAAUAGUCGAGAUGACAUUUUCAAGCAAGAAGCUGUAAAAGAGAAGAUUGUAAAGGAGAAGAAACAGAACUUAGAAGUUUCUCCGCCAAUGAGAAAUAAUAAAAAAUCCACUAAACAGCAAGCUGCAACUAAUUCAACUGUCACUGAGGCACCUCCAGUGGUGGAGAAAGAAGCCGACGAUAAAGUUGUAGAGCCCGCAACAGUUGUACCACAAACUAAUGGUAUUGUUGGAAACCUUGGCAAAGAGAAGAAGAAAAAGAAAAGUGAGUUUAACACCAGGCAGCAGCUGUCUGCGGAACGGGAUGGAUUAAUAAAAUUGGUGCGUAAAGCUGAAUUCUCUAAGAGUGAGAUUCAAUUGCUUAUUGAUCUGUUACUGAACAAGCAGCUUGAGGCCCCCGAAGUCAUUGACGAUUGGAGUGAGGGCAAAUCUGAUCCCGUUCAGAAGUUGAAGAAACAACUUGCCGAGAAAGAAAAGUCAUUGGCCGAGGAACAAGAAGCGUUAUUAGGAGUACAAGCAAAAUUGAAGGAGAUCCGCAGCGAACAACAAGCAGAAAAGUCCCAGCUCCAACAGAAAAUCAGAGGACUUGAGGAAGUCGUCCAGAAUAAACAGAUUGAACAACAGGCUACUAAUAACCGUUUACAAGUUAAUACUCAGAAAAUACAGCAAUUACAAGCUGAUCUCAAUGCGGAAAUUUUGAAAACUCAUAAGCUCGUAGAGGAUAAUGCAGCUCUGCAAAUGCAAAUUCAGCAGUUUGAAGUUAGGAUUUCCCAAGUACAAGACACUGACAACAUUGUUGCCACACUCAAAAAUGACGUCGAGGAGUUAUCUGCCCAAAAUCAACAUCUUAGAUUGGAGCUACAGCAAAAUGUGGCUGAAAAAGACCAUCAACAGCAGCAGUUUAUGAUCCAGAUGGGUAACCUGGAAAAAGGGCUGAAGCAGCAAAUUCAACAACUCGAGGAGUCUCGUCAAGAUUUGGAAAGGAAUCUAGAGAUGGCUGUGAGGCAAGAAAACGAUUGGAAAAUGGAAAUUUCAAACAUCAAUACCGCCCUGCAACAACAGUAUGAAGAGAAGAGAAGGUUGGAACAAAUUAUAGAUCAGGUGAAAGAUGAACUGCAAGUAGUGAAUAACGAAAAAGCUGAAAAUAUUAAAAUUAUUGCCCAGUUAAAAUUGGAGAUACAACAAUUACAAGAAGACCAGGUCUCCCAAGUAAAUGGAUCAUCGGAGGAGAGUAAGGCUCAAGAAGUAGAAAUUCUGAACCUGACCAACGAACUGUCGUCCGUAAAAAAUGAAUUGUCAACAGUCAGAUUCGAGUUGCAACAAUCAGAAACAAGGUACAAAACAGAACUUGAAAGUUCGAAUAAGAAAUAUUCUACAAUCCAAGUAGAAUUGGAAGAGCAAAAGAAAAAAAAUAAUGAAUUAAGAACUAAGAACUGGAAAGUGAUGGAGGCAUUAAAUGUUGCUGAAAGCAGGAGUAAAGCCAAUAGUGCAAAUAAGCAAACGGACUUAAACCUAGAUAAAAUAAAGAAUGAGAUUCGCGUAAAAGAGCAAGACUCUCAAAAAGAAUUCAUCCAAAGACUGUUCCCCGAGAUUGAGGACCUUCAAGUAGCGACUGCGGAAGAUUGGCAAGCGGAAUUCGGUAAACUAAUUAGAAAUUAUGUAAGCGACCUUAAAAAACAACAAACCAGACCUCGUUCUCCUGAAAACUCACAAAAUACAGCCAAAUUGCAGGCUCAAUUGCAGCACUACAAAGAUAUAAUAGAUGACACAGCUGGCACAUUAAACAGACUGCAGUCUCAUAUACAAAAAGAAGAAAUUAACUGGAGGCGUCAGCUGCAAGCCAAAGAUACUGAAAUAGAGAAUUUAAAAGAAAGUUGUGUAUUGCCCCUGAAAACAAAAAUUUUAAGUUUAGAAAAGCAGUUAUCAGACGAAAUCAAAUUGAAGGAACAGGUAAAUCAAGAGUGUCGUGUACUGAAAAGUGGCCAACCCCUACAGACUGAUGCCACAGCUACGAUCGAAAAGCUGUCUGAAGAAGUAAAUCAUUUGAGAGAACAACUCAGAGUAGAACAGACUAAAAAUGGGGAUGUGAAUGUUUGUCUCAAAGCACAGAAUAAUAAUUAUAAUAAUUCAAAUCCAACGAAUGGACCUGCUCUUAUUGAGGUCUCUUCCAUUCGAAACGCCAACAUUUGCUCAAAUAUGGGGUGUCAGUUUUUGUAUUGUGAUGGUAAAAGUUGCCAUGGAAACUAGUCGCGGUAGCAAAAUAAGAAGUUCUAGAAGUUAAAGGGAAAAGGAGAUCAAGUGUAAGAGACGACACCAGAAAGGCUAAUGCAUUGAAUGAUAUUUACUCUUUAAGAACUAAGCUUAAAGUACUACUUAAUUUAAAAAUAUUUUUAUGAAUUAAUUUUUACUACUAUCAGCAUUCCUUAUUUAUAUUUGUGCAAUAAUUUUGUGAAGUAUCCCAAGGUAGUCUAACGUAUUUGUGGACUACAUAAGUAACAAAAAUAUGUAAAUCGUUUGACUCAAAUCGACUAAAAUUUCUCUUUUUCUGUUAACGGACGUUGCAAUAAAAAAUAAACUAGUAUCAUAUAAAAUGCUAUAAAUAAGCACAUGCUUUCGUUCAUGUAGACAUGAGAUUUAAAGUAAUAAAAUUAAGGCUUGUAUAAUUUAGUGACAGUAUAUUCUUGUACGGAAUGAAAAUAUGUUGUAAGUACCAUAAAGUACUUUAUUAAUGGUUAAUUAUAAAUUAUGCUAGUUUGUAUAUUUCUAGUAAAUCUGAAUAAACAGUUUUUACUGCGUCAUUUGCUUUGUGGAAUUUAUAGACUAUAAAAAUCUAAUGGUCUCAGGUGUAUCAAAGCUAUAAAAGUAUUUUUUUUUAAUACGAUAUAGGAUCCCAUCGAGGAGAAUCCUUUACGAAUUUUAUAUACUUGUUCUUCUUAUUUAUGUAACAUUUGCACUUUUAUCAAAUAAAAAUUUGUAUUGGAUAUGAAA